Molecule: messenger RNA, 1110 nt
Organism: Triticum turgidum subsp. durum (durum wheat)
Lineage: Eukaryota; Viridiplantae; Streptophyta; Magnoliopsida; Poales; Poaceae
Source: the annotation of a GenBank genome assembly
AUGUUUGAGCACAAGUCGGUGUGUGUAGAUCGUUCGGUUCAUACGGCUUUGUCCCCCGGCGCAUGGCCGGCGAUCACUGCAAUCUUGCUGGUGCACGGCCUGUUCGCCGCCUUCCCGGCGGUGUCGGUCGACAUGGGCGACAUGCUGAUGAUGGACAGGUUCCGCGAGUGGCAAGUCACGCACAACCGGACGUACCUGAGCACGGAGGAGAGGGUGCAUCGCUUUCAGGUGUACCGCGACAACGUGGAGUACAUCGAUGCCACCAACCGGCGUGGUGACCUCACCUAUGAGCUCGGCGAGAACGAGUUCGCCGACCUCACCCAGGACGAGUUCCUGGCUAGGUACGCGUCGUCCUACGAAGCUGCCAGCGAUGAUACGGGCAUUACUUUGCCUGUGGGCGGCGGCGACGCCGAGCUGUGGUCAUCCGGCGUCAACGAUGGUAGCUCCUUGGAGGCUCCGCCUCCCAGCUGGGACUGGAGAUCCAAGGGCGCCGUCACACCGGUCAAGUCCCAAGGCGCAGGAUGCGCUAGCUGCUGGGCGUUCGUGACGGUUGCUACGAUCGAGACUCUGAACUGGAUCAGGACGGGGAAGCUGGUGCCUCUCUCGGAGCAGCAGCUGGUGGACUGUGACCAGUACGACGGCGGGUGCAACCGCGGGUCCUUCCACAGGGCCUACAAUUGGAUUGUGGAGAAUGGCGGCCUCACCACGGCAGCAGAGUACCCGUACACGGCGGCGAGGGGCGCCUGCAACCGCGCCAAGUCCGCCCAUCACGUCGUCAAGAUCCUCGGAGGCGGCGUGAUCCCGCCUAGGAACGAGCCCGAAAUGCAGGUCGCCGUCGCCGGGCAGCCCGUCGGUGUGGCCAUCGAGGUCGGCAGCGGCAUGCAGUUCUACAGGAGCGGCGUUUACUCGGGCCCUUGCGGGACAGCGCUCGCUCACGCCGUCACCGUCGUCGGCUACGGUGUCGACGCGGGGGUCAAGUACUGGAUCGUGAAGAACUCGUGGGGGCAGACAUGGGGUGAGGGCGGUUACAUCCGCAUGCGCCGCGAUGUCGGUGGCCCGGGGCUCUGCGGCAUCGCACUGGACGUCGCCUACCCGAAAAUGGCGAGGUGA